UACCGGACCCCGCACUUCAGAGCGUCUGCCCGAGUACUGGUGCCGCGGGGUUCGGCAAAAGAGACUUGGACCGUAGGCUGGAUUCAAGCGUGCAAUCACAUGGAGUUUCACAACGAGUAUGGAGCAAAUGGCGUGUAAGUAUAAAGUGUAAUUGAAUGUUGUGGUUUCUAUUUACUUCUAAUGUAUAACGGACAUACAGCAACACUCGGUUUGUAUCGCAAUAAUUGAGGACCAACCCUUGCAACGCAAAGAUUGAACAUUCUGAGACCGAGUUGAUCAGUGCUGUUCCCUUGGACAAAACAUUGAAUCUUUCGCUUAAAAAAGAUAUAGUCCGUUGUAAGUGGCUAGUAUUUAGCAUGUAAUCUUCCAUUGCAGAUGAAGGCGUUUCCUGCACAAAUAAAUAAAAUGAUGUCCAAUAAAUGACCACGAGCAAGCCGAUGGGUAGCAUGUCUAACCGCAAAAAUGUUUGAUGUCAGCACACAGUAAAUUACUCUGUGGUUUGCGUCUUGCUUCAUGGUGGCAGCAAAUAAGUACCAGCAGCACAGUGAUUCUUGUCCUCCAUCUGAGUGAUAGUCAAUGCUACAUAAAAGCCAAUGUUUGAUAAAUGAUCUUGGGGAUUUUACUGGGCAGAGUGUAUUUCUGAAGGUGAUUUGACUUCACAUCCAGUUAUUAUAUUUAAUUUGAAUAACCUCAUUUGGGGGGAAGACCAUGCACUCAAACCCAGGGGUGGCCCCACCACCCAGGAAAAUCGAGUGUUCUAAUAGUUUUCGAGCGCCCCUAGUUUGAGUAGAGGACCUGGAGGACCUCUACUCAAACCCUUCCCACAGACACCAUUACCGUAUUUGCUGAGUCUUUAAACCUUGUUGUGUGGCACCAUCCAGCAUCUGGCUUCUCAAUGAAUUUGAUGAAUGAAUGAUAUUCUGUAUUACGCAUUAGGAAGAAUUAUUGCUGGCAAUAGUGUCUGGACAUGUAUUUGUUGCAAAGGGGAGACCAAUAGCCAAAUGUAUUAUUAUUUAUUAUAAUAUUAAUAUGAACAUUAUCCCUGGCCCCCUAGUGGUAUGUGUGCUGGUGCCCACAGUGUUUUGGACUCAUAUACAGUAUCCACAAUUCAGUCAAAUAAAUUAGAGAAAAAUACAGCAUAUUACCUUUUAAAAAAAUGACAUUUCAAUGUGAAAAGUAUAGGUUUUCCUUAGAGACCCUUGUUGAAUUUGACAGCUUUUAGAUAUAUGCAGAAAAGUUUUUCCAGCAGUGGGAAACAUGUUGGAAAUUAUAUAGGACCCAUAAUUUUGCCACUGACUGAUGUGGGUUUGGAGAAAUAAAUGGGAGAACAAGUAUUCAAUUAAUAGAUGCUUUCUGUUUUUAGAUACAUUUUUAAGUACAUUCUUUGUGUACCAUGCUUUCAACUCGAAACAUUUUGACCGAUAACCCCGCCUUUCCCCUGCCCACCUCUUCCUUGUCUCUCCGUUUUUCUGCUUUGUAUGUGAAAAACUGAGAAAGAAAACGUCAAAAACAGCAUAGCAGUUUGCGUGACUCAGAUGGCAUUUGCCACGAUAUACAUAGACCAUGGAGCCUCACAGUUGUUCUUUGACUGUGUCAGUGGAAAUGUGGAUUUCAAACGAAAGUAUUAUCUGUAUGUCAUCGAACAAACAUUUUAAAAUUUUCACUUUUACAAGGGACGCAUGCCAACCUUAUGCUGAUGCUCGCAUGCAUCUUCUUUUAACCCCAAGCACCAUCAAGACUAUGUUCACAUAGUACCUGGGUGUGCAAGAAAGAAGAACUCUCUUGGUGGGACUGGUUCUAGUGUGCUACACAGGAAUACAGCCAGUUAUAUUUUGGUCAGGUAUACAGUAUUUUAGUGCUUGAUACUUUACUGAAGUCUGAAUUAAAGUUCAUAGUAUUCAAGUAACUGGUACUCAUUAUUCUGAUAUUCUGACAUACCUAUGUGCCUCUGCUGGUGAAUGAGCUCAUAGGUGAUAUUGCGUGUGCAUCACGUGACCUGGGAUAAAGCUGCUGUUCCACACACCAGGGGCCUGUUCCACAAAACAGGAUUACUGAGUUAGCCGGAUAAAUGCACCAAGUAAAACCUGGACCCCACCAAAAUCUGGAACAUGGACUGAAGCAAAAAGAGCUGCUCCGGGAUUUACAGUUACUGGUUCUGGCUAGCUCAGUAAUUCUACUUUGUGGAACUGGCACCAGGGACAACACAGCCUUUAUGCCUUAAAUCAUUGAAUAUUGCCUGGUUUGAGCGUCCUUUACCAUCAGUUUUCUGUGUGCAGGUUAGGGAUUGCUGAUGGGACCAUAGCCAGUAAGAUGUUCUUCAGUUUAUUAGAGAAUAAAAUUCUGGAAAAAUAUGAAUGCCGUAGAUAAAGCGUACAUAUAAACACCUCCCAGGCAUUUAAAAAUAAUAAUGUGCAAAACAGAAUAAUGUGCCAACAGCAUUAUAACAACACCAUUCACAGUAUGUAGGAUGAACAGUGUUAUUUAAGUAUUACAGUAUAUUUUAAUAAUACACCGCCAUUUUCUCAGAUUUUGGAUCUGGCCAUUAUUCUAUGAAUUGGAUCAGGGUUAUGCUGAUCAGGUACACUAUAGCACAGGCACUCCUUUGAUGAACUUGCACACUGGCCUGAGUGUAGCAUAAAUCAAGCCAAGUAAUAGUAACUACUGUAGGUGUUGCUUAUGCAUCAGUAAACCAGGUUGACCUAAGCUCGCCCGUCUCCAUUAAGAAGACUGCAGAUGAGAGCUCCCAGUUGUAGGACAUGGCCCAGAUUUAUCUUGCCCCAAUUUGUGCUAAAAGACUCAGCCUUUAUCGACACUUUAAUGUGCCUUCAAUGAGCAAGCAAAUACAUAAUUUAACAAACUGUCGAAAGUUGGUAGUAUUGCCAGGGUUUACCUUUUUUUCAUUGUACUGUAAAACACACACACAAAAGAUAUGUGCCAAUAUUUCACCAAAUGGACACAAGCAAAAAAAAAAAUCGCUUUCAGCUUGCUUACUCAGAAAACAUAUAUCUUUGAACUCAUGAAGCAAUACGUAAUGUGAAAGUAGUUUUUAAUGGUAGAUGCUGUUGGUAGUUUUUUGUGUGUGUGUGUGUGUGUGUGUGUGUGUGGAUUGGUACCAACUUAAAGGAACUUGAAAUAAUGUACAAUCUGAGGGAAUUGUGUGGAAACCGUGACAAAGCCCAGUGAAGUGGACUGGAGGGUAGUGGAGGGAAGUGACACAUCAUCCUGUCAGAUCUGGGUCUCAUGUCCAGUGAUACCUUCGUGCCUCCCGAAAUGUGCACUAUAUUGUACACUUGUAUGAACUAAUCAGCUAAUAUGGACUGGCAUGUUCCUUAUGGAAUAAGAAUAUUUACACUGAAAUUCAGAGGAUUAUGCCUCACUGCUGUUGACAUGAGAUUUUUCUUCUAUAAAUAAAGGAAACAAAGCAGAAAUGGCAAUGAUGUCAUUUAAUAUAACAAUGAAAAAAAAAAAAAAUCAAAACCAAAAGUCGGCCAAACAUAUGGUAAACUCCAUCGUAUUUGGCUCUGUACUACUCCACAGUUUUCAAUUUGUAAUAAAAAAAAAAAUCACACAUGAUUAAAUAAAUGGGGGGCCUACAUGUAUGUCUACACACUGAAAUCAAAAUGUCAAAAAAUACUCUUAAUGAACAUACUUCAAAGACAUCUAAAAUUGUGGACUACAGAGCCAAAUAAAAAAAAAUGGUAUUUGUCCUCACUGUAGGUUCAAACUGAAUGACCCCAUCAUCAUCAAAAUAAUGUGGGCAAUAACCCACUGCUUCUACCAAUACUGCCCCAAAACGCUGAUUGACUCUUUCAGCUUAACGGCUUUCUGAUCUGAAAGAAAACAUCCUUGUUUGAGGAGACAUGGGUGUGCUUGGGGAGAAGGGAGUGGGGCGUAAUGUGCGGACCGCUGUCCAGACAAUGCGUCUGUCUGUGGGGACAGGGAUCCAGAGGCCUGGCCCAGAGGCAUCGGGUGGGCGCAGACAAACGGGCACGGCCCCUGUUUAUGGUCGCAUUUCCAGGGAUUGUUUCCUCUGGAGCCGAAACCAGGACAUCACACCCCUACCCCCUCUUCUUGUUUGCAAGAAGAAGAGAAAAAAUCAUGAUCUUUGGCAUUUGAAUACUUCAUCUCUUCUUGCAUCUACUGAAUCCACUGUUCUAAUGAUGAGACAUUUUUCGCUUGUGACUAUUGUUUGAGGAAAACAUUUCUGCUUCCAGCAGAACACCAGCAGGCCAGGGUACGUGGCUUGGUUUCCCGAACAGCUGAAGUCAAUGUUAUGCCAUUUAUUUAAUCAGCAAAUGGAGCUUUGUUAACACACUGUAUUUCAAAUAUCCUGCACUGUCACGAAGGGGAAAAGCUCAGUGGACCCUGGCAAUACUACCAACUUUCGACAUGCAUGAACAUAGACAUUCAUACAAGUACACAUACAUGCACAUACACACACACUCGCAGUCACACUUACACACCCAUAUGCAUGCAUACCCUUAUGCCCCCAUGCACAGAGUGUAAAUGUAUGUACAUAUAAGUAUAUAAGUAUUUGCAUUGUAUAUCCAAUUUUGUAGAAGGGUUUGUAUUUGACAAAGAGAGAAAUAUUCUAGGAUACUUGAUGCAGAAUAAGUGCAUUUAUAUGCAGUGCUGCCAUUGUGGUGACCUCACAAAAUGUAAGGAAAUGAAUCUUACUCUGGCGAACAUGGUGUUGGAUGGUGCCAUUUCAUGUCAGGGGAAUGGUCCAUUAUUUAACAUAGUGCCACAGUGCAGCCUCCGAUCAUUUUUUGCUUACAGUGAAAUUAUGGAUUGGGUGUCAAAUCUACAAAGUAUGUAUCGCCUCAUGCUUGUGAAGAGGUUAUGCCUGAACCAGAGAGCACUAAUCAACAUGCUUCUCCAAUGAUCUCAAAUUACAAUGAAUGAAAAAUGACAAUAUACACAUAUAUUAUUCCUACAAGUAAAAUCCCACUAUAAUGCGGUAAGUGGAAUCCAAAAAAAUACUAUUAUAUAAAAUUCAGGGGGUCGUGUCAUUGCGAGGUUAAUGAAAAAAGAAUAGCCUGUCUUCCAGUUUCUGUGUGAUAAAAGCAGGGACAUUUUUUUUCACUUAUUGUCACCAGCAUUAUAAGGCCACACUCUUAGGCUACACGUGAGGUAAAUAUGUAUCCUUUAUUCCAGUCUGAAUAAGAAAACCACAAAGCAUGCCCUCUUUAAAGUGUGGUUUGCUUGCUGUGCUCACUUCCAUUUCCCUUCCUCUGCACUCAUUCGGUAAGCUGACGGCGAAUCAGAAAGCCCUCUCUCUCCGACAGCCUCCGCUGCCAAUGCAACAUGCCGAAUCAGCCGAAAAGCUGCUGAUCAGAUCCGACCGGCACCAACAGUGCGGGACACACUGCAGAAAUGACGUCGAGCUGGGAACUGCCUGACCUCAGGGACGGCAAAAUCCAGGCCAUCAGCGACUCGGACGGCGUGAACUACCCAUGGUACGGCAACACCACGGAGACCUGCACCGUGGUGGGGCCCUCCAGGAGGGACACCAAGUUCACGGUGAGCAUGAACGACAACUUCUACCCCAGCGUGACCUGGGGCGUGCCCAUCAGCGACAGCAACCGGCCCUUCCUCACCGCCAUCCGCCGCGACCAGAGCUUCACCACCUGGCUGGUGGCCAUCAACCAGGCCAGCGGCGAGACGCUGGUGCUGCAGACCAUCCGCUGGAGGAUGCGGCUGUGCAUCCACAUCGACCCGGACAAGCCGCUGGGCCAGAGGGCCAGCCUGGCGGAGCCCACGGCCCAGGAGCAGCCCCAGAUCCUGCCCCGGAACGAGCCCAUCCCGGGCAACGCCCUGGUCAAGCCCAACGCCAACGACGCCCAGGUGCUCAUGUGGAGACCGAACGACGGAGAGCCCAUACUGGUCAUCCCGCCCAAAUACUGACCUCUGCUCCCACCUUCCCACCCUCCCCAUCCAGCACCUUACCUCUACCCCCCACCACUCUGCCCCAUCCUUUCAGCACCUUACCUCUAUCCCCGCCACCACCCCCAUCCAUCCAGCAUCUUACCUCUACCAGGGUUGACCAGGUGCUUUUACAGACCUUUUUUUUUUAAGAGAAGCUAUGAAAUACCAGGACUCCUCACACUGGAGGUGUUAAAAGUCACACUGAAAUCAGUAAUUUCAACCAUUCUACCUUUAAACUACAUCGGGCAUCACUGUGCUAAAUGAAGUCAUUGCAAAAACACCCAAAAAAAAUUGUUUUUGCUUUGUUUCGCUUUUUUUUGGAACAUUGCAUCUGUUGGACACAUUACUGGAUCACAUUAUCCUGUACACAUUGAGUAUAUAUUAUGUUUAUUUAUGGGACUGGGGCGCAGAGUGGUUUAUUUUUCAUUAGAAGAUGUUAUGGUCUGGAACAUUUUUUACUCAGUACUUGGAAACCUAAAAUAAUGAAAAAAUGGGAAUAUGCAAUACUUUGCCCAUGCGGCCUUAGAUUUACAUAGCUUUUUAUUGACGUUAUUUAUUGAGAUUUUUGCCUUAAAUAUUGUGUAGCUCUGUACCCCUCUCUUACUGACCUGGAAGGGGUAGCUGUUUUGAUAGAGGUGAAGGGGCAAAGAUGAUUAAGGAGGAUGCAUGCAUGACAAGGACACCAAUGUAAUGAAACACAAUUAUAUGAUUUCCAACUUGUCCUUAGCUUACGCUCACUUACUACUGCAAUCGGGAUGUACAGUUUUUUGGAGGUGACGUUGAAAUACAGCAAUUUUACCAAAUUAAUUACUUAUUUCAGUUCAGUUUAUUUUCUGAGUCAUAAUAAACCAAUAACCUCAAUGGAAUUUUAACAGUAGGUUGACUGCCAUAUGUGCAUCAAAUAAGCAACAAUAGGCUAAAUUUUAAACUUGUAAAAUCAGAAACAAAUCCUUACCGUUAGGUUGGCGAAGCAGCAAGGUUUCGCACUCUUGCGUUGUGGAUGAACACCAAAGGCAAACGAAAGUCAAAGUCGUAGCCGUAGCCAUCAAUGUGAAGCAAUCUUUACUGGAUUUCAAAUGAUUUGCCUCUUUUCGCUUCCAUCCAACAGCGGAAUUUGUCCUGGUUCUUUUGGUGUCAAAAGCGGUACUUUCCUUGUAGGUUACUUUUUAGCAACCUACAACCUCACUCCCUUGUCUAAUUUUGAUAUAAUGUCUUUCGUUUGUGUUUCUUGUUUGCGUUUUAAAGACAUUUUGAAUUAAUGUUAUAAUUCCGAUUCAAUACCCUGUUCGGUUGACCGGACCUUUCGGCUUUGUGAGUUUCGGAUUUAUGACCCUGUCAGAAAUACAGGGCAACCUCACCCUAAUGUGAGCUUCUUGUCGAUCAAUCCACUGUUGGAAGCCUCAAAUAUUUGUCUGGGUAUGUAUUUUCUGGACUCUGCUCCUCCGUAUUACCUUCAGUUCCUUAGACUCUUUUCAGUUAUGUUAUAUGUGGAUUGGACUUUAGUAGGCGGUUGGCAUGGGAUGAGAGGGUUUUUUCAAUAAACAAGCUUUUUAUAAUUGGAAUAAUAAAUGUUACCUUGAUCUUUCCUUAGCAUUCUUUUAUGACUUGUGUUGCAGGCCAGAAGAGUGUGAUGCAAGAUGCUGGUGUAUGCUGUCAAAGAUUGUAUCAUUAAACAGACUGACCAUUUCAGGAGGCAGACAGAUAAUACUAAAUAAACUUGGGGAAAGCUUUGAUGUUACCUAGCUUGCUAGGUACCUAAACCUGCUACAUGCUAUCUAAACACUAGCAUGACCAGCAAGCUAUUUAUCAAUUUCUAAAUGUUAUGUACUCGUCAGAAAGCUGCCCUUCUUGGUUUGGGGGUGUGAGAUGGGGAAUAUGUCUGCCCUGGUGUUGCAAAAAGUUUAUCUGGGAUAUGUUGUUAUAUUUUUUACGUUAUGUUCUUGGACAGACGGAUUUACCAUCAAAAAUAGAUCUUAGGGUGAUGUUUAAUGUUCUUUACCCAUUACUUAAAAUGCACCUCCUACAGAUUGUACAGUCCCGCUCCUCCUGCUGAUUCUACACAGUCAUGCACCUCCUACAGACUGCACAGCCAUGCCCUUCCUGCAAUGCUGAGGAGCAGUAAAUACUAUUCUCUGCACAAUGAUACUCUUCCAGCAGAAUGUGCUUUUUGGGGUGGUGGGGAAUUAGCUGAAUAGCUCUCCCACCCCCUCCACACACACACACACAUACAUGCAUGUCAACACGCAUGCGCACACUUUUAUAACUCUCUAGUUCUUCACCAUCACAUCAACAGCUUUUAAGCGCAACAGCAGUACCAGCACCCAAUCAAUACAAUUAUUAAUAAGCAGUGAUGAAAGGCUGUGGUGUAGCGAGAUGGAGGGGGGGUUUAAUAAGUCUGCAGAAGAACGGCACUCCCCAGGGGGCAUUCCCGCGUCUGCGUUUCUGCUAACGAGCGCUAAGGUUCCAGGCGUUCUGCUGACUGCAGCUCUGCAAACCGCUAGCAGGCUCAGCAGCAACGCUGCAAAACAGAGACACAAACGUACAUGCGCAUACAGACGGAUGUGUGGGUAUGUGAAUAUGUGUGUGUACAUUACCGAUAAGCUACAUGACCUUUGACCUUGACCUUUGACAGACAAAUACUGAUGUACACCCCCACUCAUUUUCAACACCUGUGCAGACGCUCUCUCUCUCUCCCUCUCGCUCUGAACCGAACUCAGGGCUGACUUCGCCACCCGGGCACAAGGCAAACUCAAGUAUCCAUUAGCAGCGUUCUCUGUGGAAUCCAUCAUUUAUUAUUUCCUUAUUGCAGAAAUAUUAUUUAAGGGUAAAGCCUGCUCGGCCAUUGAUCCGUUUUGUUAUGCGAGCCAUUUCCUCGGACACGGUUACCUCGAUGUGGUAAUGGUGUCUGACUGGUACGCCUGCGGAUCUCAAUGUCUCUGCUGCCUCUGCAGUUCCCCUUGCUGUGGUGUGUUCUAUAUUUAAACCCCACCCCAUGGUGCGCGCUGCUCUUUUGCAGAGUUGUUGUCCAGAGCACUGGCCUGUAGUGAACCAUUGGCCUGUGCAAGAGCUUGUGUCUGGACAACAACCUGCCUCACAUUUCUGAGAGAGCAGCCAGCCCCCAACACAACACGGCUCAAAGAACACAGCCCCCAACACAACACGGCACAGAGAACACAGCCCCCAACACAACACGGCACAGAGAACACAGUGCCUGACACAACACGGCACAGAGAACACAGCCCACAACGCGGCACAGAGAACACAGUGCCUGACACGACACGGCACAGAGAACACAGCCCCCAACACAACACGGCACAGAGAACACAGCCUCCAACACAACUCAGCACAGAGAACACAGUGCCUGACACAACACAGCACAGAGAACACAGUGCCUGACACAACACAACACAACACGGCACAGAGAACACAGUGCCUGACACAACACAACACAGCACAGAGAACACAGUGCCUGACACAACACAACACGGCACAGAGAACACAGUGCCUGACACAACACAGCACAGAGAACACAGUGCCUGACACAACACAACACGGCACAGAGGACACAGCCUCCAACACAACACGGCACAGAGAACACAGUGCCUGACACAACACAGCACAGAGAACACAGUGCCUGACACAACACAACACAACACGGCACAGAGGACACAGCCUCCAACACAACACGGCACAGAGGACACAGCCUCCAACACAACACGGCACAGAGGACACAGCCUCCAACACAACACGGCACAGAGGACACAGCCUCCAACACAACACGGCACAUGAGACAGUGUCCAUGCAUACAGCUUCAACCUACCUUUUAGUGUGAUUUACAAAAUGUGGAUAUUGUAAGCCAUGCCUAUUUAUUUAUUUAUUUGUUGUUUUUGUUCUUAUUGUUUUUAAUUUAUGGGAAGCUAACUUCUACUUAUCAAAUCCUGCAGUAUUAAUAUUUACCUUUUUUCAUCGACAUUGAAACUUGAAAAUGUAGCUUCACUGGCAAUCAUUUUAACUUGUGAAAAUCCACAAAAAUACCAGAAAAUGAAAAAAAGAUUUUUUUUAUUGAAUAAACAGGUGAAAAAAAUUAUACGUGGGAGUUUGUCAGCAUAAGCACUAAAAAUGUUUUUUGUGUGUUUUGCACUAAGCUUAUUACUAAACAGAAGAAAUCAUGGUUGAUGGCAGAAUUUGAAGGGUAUAUAUACAUCCACAUACAUACGGCCAACCGGGAUUCAAACCCAGGACCUCCUUGCUGUGAGGCAGCAGUGCUACCCACUGUACCAUCCAUGUCACCCAGAGUAUCCUUACUCACCUAUUAAAGUGAGUACGUAUAGUAAGCUCUGUGUGUAUACCAUGAAGCAUUCAUGGUAUACAAAUAGAGCAUCUUAUAAUUAGGGCCACCAGUUUGACUCCACCAUGUGACCUGCAUGGAUUUAAACUUCAAUGUUCAUCCUCCCAGGGUACCCAUUGGCACUCCAACAGCACAGUGAAGUGACUAAUUAUGCAAUUGAUAUUCUGAGACAUUUAUGAAAACAAUAGUUGAUCUAAUAUGGGGGGAAUCAGGAAGGCAAGUGAACCUGGAUGGAAGUAUGGUAUGAAAAGCACGUCUUUGCACCAGUGGUCCUCAAUCCUGGUCCUGGAGAGCUGCAGAGUCUGCAGGCUGCACUUCAGUUGCACUGCAAUUGAUCGAUUAAAGCAGCUGAUUACACAGUUAAUUCAGGUCACCUGACCUGGUUCGUUUACUAGUGCCUUUUCUACGAGCCCAGCUGUCAGCCUGGUGGCGUCUCUCUGCAUCAGCCUG
Messenger RNA from Conger conger (European conger), 10726 nucleotides. It is a transcript of the gene fam78aa, whose product is annotated as family with sequence similarity 78 member Aa. The transcript has 2 exons. The record is from RefSeq and is a predicted model, not a curated record. NCBI's taxonomy places the organism in Eukaryota, Metazoa, Chordata, Actinopteri, Anguilliformes, Congridae. The coding region runs from base 5377 to 5907 and encodes 176 amino acids.